Messenger RNA from Ricinus communis (castor bean), 1645 nucleotides. RefSeq names its product E3 ubiquitin-protein ligase PUB23. Gene Ontology annotation, biological process: protein ubiquitination. Gene Ontology annotation, molecular function: ubiquitin protein ligase activity. The record is from RefSeq and is a predicted model, not a curated record. The transcript has 2 exons. Lineage: Eukaryota; Viridiplantae; Streptophyta; Magnoliopsida; Malpighiales; Euphorbiaceae. The coding region runs from base 180 to 1421 and encodes 413 amino acids.
CUCAUAUAUAACCUAACUCUUCCCUUGCCUUCUCAAUGAACCAAGAAAAUAAAACAAAAUAUAUCAAACACUUUCUAACAUAAACACCCACAAAACCAACCUCUCAACUUUCUCUUUUGGGUUUCUUUUCUUGAAGUUUAAUCACUUCUUCUUCACCCCUUUCAUCAGAGUUAUUUCAAAUGGAAGAUAUUGAUGUCCCUUCUUUCUUUCUCUGCCCCAUCUCUCUCCAGCUCAUGACAGAUCCAGUUACAGUGCCAACUGGUAUAACUUAUGAUCGCCAGAGUAUAGAGAAAUGGCUCUUCGCAGGCAAGAAUCACACAUGUCCAGUUACAAAACAACUCAUUUCUGAUUGUGACUUAACCCCAAACUUAACUCUUAUGCGUUUGAUUCAGUCCUGGUGCACCCUUAAUGCUUCACACGGCGUAGAAAGAAUCCCCACCCCUAAACCUCCCAUCAGUAAACAACAGAUGGCUAAGCUUCUCAAAGAUGCUAAGUCACCUCAGCAACAGCUUAAGUGUUUAAGGAAGUUACGUUCCAUAGCCAAUGUCAACGAUACAAACAAAAGAUGCAUGGAGGCUGCUGGUGCUGUUGAGUUCUUGGCUUCCAUUGUUAACAACUUUACUUCUUUGUCGUUCGAAGAGUCUUCUCUAGAUGGUGCUGGGAUCGAGAUUGCAAGACUAAGUGACGAGGCCUUGAGCAUUCUUUAUAGUCUUCAAUUAUCCGAAUCGGGUCUCAGGAAUCUUAUAGGAAAGAAUGGAGAAGUCAUUCAAUCUUUAACAAGAGUGAUGCAAAAUGGAAACUACGAGUCUCGAGCUUAUGCAGUUUUGCUGUUGAAAUCAGCACUCGAGGUUGCUGAUCCGAUGCAACUUGUAAGUUUGAGACCUGAACUUUUCGUCGAGAUAGUUCAAGUUUUAAGUGACCAAAUCUCCCAUCAAGCAUCCAAAGCUGCAUUGCAGCUGCUCAUCAAUCUUUGUCCAUGGGGAAGAAGUAGACUCAAAGCAACCGAGGCGAAAGCAGUGUCUACUUUGAUCGAUCUUCUUCUUGAUUCAUCAGAGAAACGGACUUGCGAAAUGGCGCUAGCAGUGCUUGAUUUGCUAUGCCAAUGCGCAGAAGGAAGAGCUGAAUUGUUAAAGCACGGAGCUGGAUUAGCAGUUGUUUCAAAGAAGAUAUUAAGAGUUUCUCAGGUGGCAAGUGAGAAGGCAGUGAGGAUUCUUUUAUCAAUUUCAAAAUUCUCAGCAACUUCUACUGUUUUACAUGAAAUGUUGCAGAUUGGUGUUGUGGCCAAAUUGUGUUUGGUGCUCCAAGUAGACUGUGGCAGCAAGGGCAAAGAUAAGGCCAGGGAAGUGCUUAAAUUGCAUGCUAGAGCCUGGAAGAAUUCUCCUUGCAUACCUGCAAAUCUUCUAUCUUCUUAUCCAGCUUAACUGUCAGAAAGAAAGCAUCAAUUUAAAAUCAUAGUUUCCAUCCCCUUCUUAAUUGUAAUUGACCAAUUAGUGUGUACAUAAUUCAUUUAGAUAAGCAAAAACAGAUACAUACAUGGAUACGAAAGUUGUAUCCAUUCAUAUACAUAUUUGAUGGCAGAUGUAUUUUGUUCUAUUUUUGAGGAAAUUAAUGAUUGUUAACAAAGUUGAGAUCCUUUUACAAGUCA